AUGCAAGACCCCGCCUCAGAUCAACAUGGUCAACAACAGUCCGACAAGCUUCCCACAACAGACCAGUCGAUGCACGAAGGUCAGACAGCCCAUGGUGCCGAAUUGAAGGACUCCACAACCAGGGUAACUGACAAACCCAUUUUGGACAAGGCAAAUGAAGCUCGUGGGAUUCUAGAGAGGCCAUUUCUGGCUCAAAAUUCGCGUUCAGGCCCGUGCCAGCUGCGGCAUCGGGAAUCAAUGGUGCAGAAUGACCCAGUAGCUGUGGUCGACUACAUCACCCCAUUGCGCAGAAAACUUUCCGAGUUCAAUUCCUUCGUUGAUACGAUAGCAGAGGUAUGGAAUUUCAUCAGGCAGCGAUUGCAUCAAUUAUCUUGCAGCAAAGAUCUAUACAUAUGCCAAGGCAGCAUGGGGCGUCCUGCCGGUUGUGUUGUGUCCAAGGUAUUUAUCUAUACCAUACCUGAUGUUUCUGAUGCACGGCUGACUGCAAUGACAUCCACAAGCAACUCGGGACGACUCAAUCAGCCAGCUCCUUUCAAAGAUGGAUGA
Molecule: messenger RNA, 546 nt
Organism: Suillus fuscotomentosus
Lineage: Eukaryota; Fungi; Basidiomycota; Agaricomycetes; Boletales; Suillaceae
Exons: 2
Coding region: 1-546 (181 amino acids)
Source: RefSeq, a predicted model, not a curated record